Molecule: messenger RNA, 2162 nt
Organism: Diabrotica virgifera virgifera (western corn rootworm)
Lineage: Eukaryota; Metazoa; Arthropoda; Insecta; Coleoptera; Chrysomelidae
Gene: Pdss2
Product: all trans-polyprenyl-diphosphate synthase PDSS2
Exons: 5
Coding region: 202-1437 (411 amino acids)
Biological process (GO): ubiquinone biosynthetic process; isoprenoid biosynthetic process
Cellular component (GO): mitochondrion; transferase complex
Molecular function (GO): prenyltransferase activity
Source: RefSeq, a predicted model, not a curated record
GAGUAAAAAACCAUAUCAAUGGCUAUAAAUAUAAUUUUUUGCAAAAUGCAAGGUUACAAUUUGUUUAAAAUUCGUCGAUUUCAAGAAGCCAUCAUAAACUGAAAAGUAGGACACACUUUCACUAACAUCACCUUGCAGACUUUCUUAACUAAGUACUUAAUAUUUUCUGUUUGUUUGUUGACUUGUUCGUCGUCUAUAAUAAUGUCUCUAUCGAAAUUAUCCGCGAUUCUAGUCCAGAAAAACUAUAUAAUUAGACCUAGUCUCGUAUGUGUAAGUCGUUUGGAAAAAUCUACAAGUGCAAAUGUGCAACAUACAAAGAAGCCCAAUUGGAAUCGGGCCGUUAGUGAGGCAGAAAAAAUUGUGGGAUAUCCAAAUAGUUUUCUCAGUUUGAGAUGGUUACUUAGUGAUGAAAUUGCUAAUGUUGCCUUGCAAUUAAGAAAAUUGGUAGGGUCUAAUCACCCCUUACUCAAAACAGCUAAGGGAUUAUUUUUCAAUGGAAAAAAUAAUAUGCAGGCAUGGGGUCUAAUAGUGUUGCUGGUAUCCAAAGCAGCAGGUCAUUCUGCCGAUAUACCAGAGAUGGAAGAGGACAAAUCUGCAGGCGUAUUACACAGUCAAAGAGCUUUAGCAGAAGUAACUGAGAUGAUAAGAACGAGUCAUCUUGUACACAAAGGUUUAGUAAACUUGCAGCCUCCCGUUAAAUUCGAUGCUCCAGGUGACAUGAUAUCCGGUAACAAGAUAGCUCUCCUAUCCGGUGACUUCCUCCUAAGCAAUAGCUGUGUGGAGCUCGCCAAUCUUAAAAAUCAAGAACUGGUUGAACUUAUGAGUUCCGCUGUCAGGGAUUUAGCAGAGGCUGAGUUUGUAGAACCGAGAGAUAUCCAAAACGCUCCUCUUCCUGCGAGACCAAAGCGAAGUGCAAGAGGAUAUGAGCAGUUUGUAGAUAGUACCAUGGAGCCUUUGGUGGUGAGCGAAGCUCUGGGCAACGCUAGAGCUGAAUGGACAUUGCGACAUGUGUUAAACGCAGGUAGCCUGUUGGGAAAAUCUUGUCAAGGGACUUUGAAGUUAGCAGGCCAUUCGUACGAGCUUCAACAAAAAGGGUAUCUAUUUGGAAAACAUUUAGCUCUUGCGUGGCAGGCUUGUCUGGAUAGAGAACCUUUUUCUCCAGGAUCUACCGGUGCUUUUAGCCUAAUUAGUGCUCCCGUUCUUUUUGCCCUUCAACACAAUCCUGACAUGUAUAGUUUGAUUGAAAAAGGUUUGGAUGAUAUAGAACAAGUUGACUUCGAGGCCGUGAGAAAAGUUGUCUUGGACGGACCUGCUUUGGAUAUGACGAAAAAUCUACAAAAAGAUCAUUCGAAGGCAGCUCUUGAGGUUUUAGAUGAACUGCAAGAAUCAGAUGCCAGGACUGCUUUAAAAAAUAUCAUUGUGGCAAUUCAGGAUUGAUCUUGUUCAUAUUAGGCAAACUAGAUUUUAAAAUUUUGCACUUUUUUUAAACAUCCUUAUGUAUAUUGCACAAAAUAAUUUUUGAGGCUAAGGUUUAAGCUUAGACAUGAUAAACUAUAAACUGACAUGUUUCCAAGUUUUAUUGGAAAUCCAAACUCUUAUCUAGUAAUCUUUAAUAUUUUAAUAAUUAUCCAGCAGUUAAUUAAAAAAACUAGAGAAACGUCUCAUUGUUAUUUCCAAUGCUAUAUUAUAAAAUAUACUCAAACAGAGACAAUAUAAGGCUAAAUAUUCAUUUAUUCUUCCAACAUCUACCUCUAGUGUUUAUUUUAACUAAUUCACCAUGCAUCAAACGUUUUACCCAAUUACGUGUUUCUUACGGUAAUAUUGUCUAUUUCUUAUGAACAUUAAGUACCUAAAAAGAGAACAACUUAUUGGGCAUCAUCGAAUUCCUAGAGCUAAACAAACAAGGAAACAAAAUAUUGUAAAAAAUUUAAUAGAGUGCAUUUAACAAAUAUAUUAGCUAGAGAUUAAAAAUUGAAAAUCCAGAAUUAAUUGAAAAAAAAACUACAAUAAAUAUAUAAUAUAAUACGAAAAAAUAAUCUGUAAAAACGAAUAGCUACUAAUUUAAAAGUUAAAUAACAAAAAUACGUAUCUAAAUACGGUAUCUAAUAUUUUUGUUUAACUGGUUAAUAGUAUUAUGUGAUUAAAUAUUACCGAAGCCUGAA